AUGAUUGUCUUCUUGUAUAUGAAAUAAUCCAUAAAACGUGUGACACAUCAAUUGUUUCAAUAGAGAACAUGAAUACAGUAACCCCACGGAAAAAAAAACUAACCAAAAAAAAAAUAUUCGGGAAUUAAUUAUGUGUUUAUUUAUUAUUGCUAUGUUAAUGACUUGUUCUAAAUUCUGCAUACUGUAUUAUAAAUAUUGUUCUUCAACUCGAAAUUCAUUCAUUUCUUUCUUUUGCAAUCUACAUAUCUUACUGUAUCGUUACCAAACUUUUUUUCAAAAGUUGGUCAAUCUCAAAAUCCUUUAUUCAAAAAAAAAACUGGGCGGAGCUGGUUGAAUGCAAUUGGCCGCCUUGUCUAAGCCACGCCCCAUUUUCCCCGCGUUUUUUUUCGAAUUUCGAACAACUUUGCAUAUCUUGUUCAUUUUGCAGAUUGCUUGCAAACGGUCGACUUCGAAUUUGAUAGUUGUGAUAAAAUAGGACAGAAAAGGUGAGUAAUUGGGAGUUGGGAGGAAAAUGUUUUGGGGUUUCUUUUUGUUGAAAAAAAUAUAGGAAAAAGCUGAUUAUGAUUAAAUUGGGGCUUCUGUUUUUGAACUUUUUUGAAAAAGAAUUUUAGGAAGAAUAUUGGAACUUUGGGAUUUCGAAAAUACUGGGAAUUGAAGUAAGACAGCUUUGUCUUCUGAUCUGAAAGACGACCUAAACUAUCAUGAGAUUUUUUUUUAUCUUUUGCUGAAAAUUAAAAUGGUCUUUGAAAAAUUAAUUCUUAUAUCAAGCCAAAGUUUUUCAAAAGCUUCUGAAUAAAUUUUUGUGAAAAAUAAGAAUUUAGGAUAACUCAAAAUUUUUGGAAGCUUUGCAGAAUAUUUUUGAAUAACUAACUUGUUAGGAUUCACUAACAAAAUAGUUCAAUUCAGACAGAAGUUGGAAAUUAUUUUCAUAUCUACUUACAGUAUUUCCAAAAAUACCCACCUAAAAAUAUUUUGUUUUCCACUUGUCUCUCUUUCAUUAUAAAUUCAUAUAGUUUGUGUAUUUUUCGACAAAAAAAUGGAGAGAAAUACUAACUUAUUCUCAAGAAUAGGAACGGAUCCUCCCUCCUGGCAGAAAAAAAAGAAAACAAACACGCGAAAGUCAAAAACAUAAUUAAUAUUUCGCGGUAAUACGAUACCACUUCAUUUUGUUGUUUUCUUGAGAGUAACUUUUUCGGAAAAAAUUCUUAAAAUAUAGCUUGGGGAGAGAUUACUGUAGCAUGAUUUUUAGUAUUACUACAAAUUUUGGGUUGUUAUUUAUUAUUGCCAAAAAAAUAUUCAAAAUUGUAUUUUUCCAGAAUAUCAAACUGAAGCAUCCACCAUUUUCCAUCCACGUCUUGUGAGUUUUGGGCUGGGAAUAAAAUAAACCGGGUACUAAAAAUUCUGGUUCAAUUCUAAUCCAAUUCGGACAUCCUAUGUAAAAUUCGGGUCCAAUUGAAAAACACCCCAAAAUAAAACAAAGCUGUCUAUUUUUAAAAACGCGCGUUGUUGUUUUUACUAAAUUUAACUUUUUUCUCCCUCCUCGUUACAUGAAAAACACAAGUUGUUUCCAGUUAUUUUUGCCUGGCGGGGAGUUUUGAUAUUUACUUUGGCACGGGAGGAAGGCGGCCGAAAUCUGAACAAAUAUUCGCAGUCAAAAGGCUACCUUCCAAUGAUCAAAACAACCUUUUUUCUGUUCUUUUUUGUUUCGUCACAAAUUUUUGAAUUUUAGAUGUGAACUUAUCUCUGAUUAACAUUGCGGUUUUAUAAAAUAUUAGGGCUAAGUAAGAAGCUUUUAGGAUUUGAAAUAAAAAUGUCCUCAGUUCCCUUUUCCAUCAUGGGAUCUUUGAGCCGAAUCUUAAGCUUCUGAAAUUCAGAGAACUUGGAAUUUUGAGAAGAGAACACUUUUUUUUGAAAAAAAAACCAAGUUGCCGUUUUCUAGGAGCACAUCAUUGACAAUUAGAUUUUCUAGAUGCGACUACUUGACAGCUAGAAAUUCAAAGGCUCGGCUACUUGACAUAGAAGUUCUCAAGGCGAUAUUCCUUGUCAACUAGAAAUUCAUAGGCUCGGCUAAUCAAAAUAGUAGCUCUAAAUCUGUGGUUCUGAUGAUCUAGAGUUCGAUUUUUACCUUAAAAAACAACAACCUCAAAUGAAAUUAGUUUUUGUUUAGUUUUAUUUUUGCUGAUUGUAAACUCAUCUUCAUAAUUUUUGGGAGAAUGUCGUUCUUCUCAAAAAUGUCGUUCUGUCCACUUUUCCUUCCAUUUUCUCCUCCUUUUUCUCCCCUAAUUUUAAUAUCUCAAAAAAUAAUCCACCUCUACGUGUCAACACAAAAUCCGCGCAUAAGAAGCUCAAAAAUGUGUGUGUUUGUGUGUGUGAAAAUGCGAAAUCUUCAAAAUGCCUUCUUAUUCGUUUUCAUCGUAAAAUUUCGAAAACCAGGCUUCACAUUUCAUUUGGCUUCCUUUUCAAAUUUCGCUUCAAAAUUGUUUCUCUCGAAAAAAAUCACCUUGUCCGCUGAGUUGAUGAUGAUAAGACAGAGUUUUGGCUGAUAAGUUUUGUGCCGGGUUGCAUGUUUUGUUUACCGCUUUUUUCUCAGUUCGUCGCCCCAAUUUUAAAAUGAUGCCUCCUUUUUUGUACUUUUCAUUUUUGCAGAGUACUGUAGAUACUACUGUAGAUGUAUGGUUUGAUUUGGGUAUGAUAACUUACUGUUCUUGAUUUUUAAGGAACUGAAAUUUAAUUAAAAAGGUAGAUUAUUUCAAUCAUAAAAAUGAACAUAAACCACACAUAAUUUGUUGAAAAAAUUUUUUCAACGUUUAAUUUCUUUUAAAAAAAUUUCUGGAAGAACUUUUGGCCUAUCAAAUUAAAUUCAAACCUUUUUCUCGAAUUCUCAAAAAUAUCCAUUCCAGAUUUCUCAUAUCUCAUAUCUCAUUUAAAGGAAUUUACGUUAAUUCCAAAAAUUUUUGGCCUUUGGAAGAGAAACGAUAUGGCCUAGAAAACCAAAUAUUUAUUAUUUUGAAACAGAAGAUCAAAAGAGCCGACAGAGUCUACUGUACUCCUGAUUUUCUCUUCCGCUUUUGAAAUUUUCUGAGCAAGAACAUCCCGAAUAAUAUUUGUUUUUUGUUUUUGAAAUUUCUUUCCAUCCUCAUUUCCUCAUCUCAUAUUUUUUCGAAAUGUCCUAAAAUCCACCAGACACCUAUCCUACCUACAGUAAUCUCAUUUCUUGCCCUUCAAAUCUUGUAACUAUAAUAUUAAAAAAAUAAUUUGGAUUAUAUGUUAUUCCAUGAAAACAAGAAAGAAUAUGUAAAUAAUUAGCCAAGAAAAGGACGAAAAUGGGCGGAGUUUGGAAAUUUGAUUGGUUUGUGUUGGCACAAAAAACGGACGGAAAAAGGGGGAAAAUGACUGGAUCAUAUACUAGAUUGACGGGAUUUGAACUUUGAAGUUGAUUUCUUUAUUUCACAUCGCACUGUUUUUCUAAUUGUAAGUUUUGAUUCGAAUGAUUUAAUAUAGUUUGUGAAAUUCAAAAAAAAUUUUCUGGGUGAAGCUGAACACAACUUAAACAUUUAGAUCUCAAAGUUUUCUGGAAGAAUUUUGUUUCGAAAAAAAGGGAAAUUAUCUUUUGAAAACUCGAAAUGAGCAUUUUUGGCAAAAGUCACGCUCACGUUUUUUUUUCUUCAAUUUUCUUGGAUCUGUUUUUUUGUGUCUUUCUGUAAACUUCAAAAAGAUCCUGAGCCUUUCUGAGAGUCAAUUAUACUUUCAGAAAAUAUUUCUCGAUUUAGGAAAGUCAACUAUCUUUCUGAAAUUUCGGUUCUCCAAGUUCAAUCUUGAACAGUUUCCAUAUUCCCAUUGGCAGUUGUAGAUAAUAAAAUUGUAGAGACUGCAAAGUAGACCCUCAUGGAAACUCGCAAAACGUUCAUUUUCCCAGUUUUUUCCGCGAUCAACCUUAUGAUUGGUUUUAUUUGUACAAAUGCUGGAUGAUAAGCAAAAAAAGUUCGAAAUUAAGUCGCAAUUUCAAAUUUUGUUAUCAUUAUCAAUGACACAAAACUUGCUCUUGUCACAUAUGUUUGAGGACCCUUUAAAACUAUAGUAUAGUUAGUUGAUAACAUUUAUUUGCUAUUCAUAUUUGACAGAGACAAAGGAAAGAAAAUGAUUAAGUACUGUAGAAAAAAUUUCACGUGAAUUUCCAACACUCAUUUUCGUCAGGACUUCAAACAAAAAACGAGAUGGAAAAUUUUUCGAAAAUCCGCCCUAAUCCAACUAAUUUCGUUUUUUUUUUCUUCUAAAACCAUAAUCACAUUUUCAUUUUCAUUUUUGUUUUUCUCAAAACAUAACAGGCACACAAAAAACAUUGAGCCGCCCGAGAAAAAAAAUGGUAGUAAUCCCCUUUGUAGUAAGCCUGGCGCCAAAUGACAAAUGAGAUAUUAUUUUUGGGUGUACACUCCACCCCGCCUAAUCCCUUCUCAUGACAUUUUCAUGCAAAAAAGAGGCACAGACGAAGCUUACUACCGAAACCUAAAUGAGUUUUUUCCCCAGAAGGAAAAAAUGUUUUCCUUUUUUUUUUCAAAAAUUUGUCUGAUUUUUGCAAUAUCUAUAAAUGUAGCCUGUUUUUCUGAAAUCUUAGGAUAGUUCGAAUCCUCUUUAAGCACUCAAAAUCCUUUCAAAAUUAAUUCGGAUUUGUUUUCGUAAUAAAUUUCCAACAUAUUCUAGAUCCUUCUCAUAUCGCUUUGAAAAAUAUUAGUCUGAAAUUUGACUACAUUGUAUUCUGAAUUCAGGUGACUGAUUAGGUUGCUUGGCAAAUCGAAGUUACUAAUCUGUUCGAAUUAAAUAUUCAAGAUUAACAAUAAUUCUAAUAUGUUUGACUUUUUUAAUCCGAGUUUUCUAUAGGUUUGAGUAAAAAGCUUUUUUGAAUUUGAAUUGUUCUUUAGUCACAGAUUGUUAAUAAUAUGUUUUUUUUUACAUAUUUUUUCUAUAGUAAUAUACUUUGAUUGAUUCUUGAACUUUUUGUAGGCACGAAGCAAUGAUGCUUGCUUCCUCGACUCAACCAAAUUCUCGUUCAACCACCACAAAUCCACCAACAACAACAGCAACCACAGGAAACGGGGGAGAUGAAUGUUCAUCUUCAACAUCUCCAACAAAUACAUCAGCAUCAGAUGCAUCAUCAAUGGAUAUGUUAACAUCUUUGAUGAAUGCAAAUGCAGCUGCAGCUGCUGUUGUAAAACAAGAGACAAAUACAGUCGCAUCACCUUUAGCAACUCCACCUAUUUUUACACCUGACGCGGUUACUCUAUUGCAAUUCAGUCAAUUAUUUCAAGCACAACAAGCUGUGGCGCAGUUUCAAAGACAACAGGCUGCGCAAGCUGCACAAGCACAAGCACAAGCAGCUCAGCAGCAUCAGCAAAUUCAAGCUGCUCAACAAGCUGCAGUUCAAGCGCAACAAGCGACACAAGAAAGGAAAAGGGUUAGUUCUAGAUAUAAUUAAUUCAUAGAAGCAAUAAUCAAUUUUCAGUCAUACCCUUGCACUUUCCAAUAUUGUGUAAUUUGUCAAAAAGAUGUGCAUUCCUCAAAAUUACCGUGUCAUAUUCGACAAUGCCACGUGGCAAAACCAAUGUUUCAAUGCCCGGCGUGUGAUUUCACAUCAACUUAUUCGAAAAAUAAUGUGAAAAGUCAUAUGGUUUCGUUGCAUGGAUUAGCGGUAUGUUUGAGGGGGAUUGAAUUUUUAAAAUUUUGUUGACAGCUCACAAGGUCCAGAAAAUGUAGCCUCCGCUCUUAUUUUUUUUUUGAUAAUCACGAAUCUGGUCCAUCCGAAAUCAUAGAAAAAAUUUCAGAAUUCUUCUAAAAUUUUUUAAUUAGACCUUCUCUAGAAUUAAAAAAAACUGCCAAUUUUUUCGAAAAAAAAAAGUUAAUUUUUUAGUCGUUUCUAAGAAAUUUUUUGAGCUACAAAAAAGUUUAAAAUUUUAAAUCCCAGCAGUACAGUAAUCAUCUGGUUACAGUAACCCGGAAACAUUCAAGUUUUUUCUCAAUAUUAUUAUUUUUCAGGGUGAUCCAAUCAGUUAUAUGGAUAAAUAUGCAGGACAAGUUGAAGAGUUUAUGAAAUUAUGUUUUCCAAAUGUUCGUGGCCGUGGUCGCCCAAUGCAAGGCAGAUCCUCUCCAAAAUCACCAAUAAGUCCAACUCAACGUCGAAAUAUAAUCGCAAAUAAUUCACUUCCAAAUGGUCGUCGAGCAACAAUGCCAACAAAUGAUUUGUUAGCCAAUCUACACCCUCCGACACCAAAUUUCCACCCCCUACGAAAUUUACGUUUCAAUCCGCUUCAAAGUAUUUUCCCAACUGCGCCAACAUUGCAUAAUAAUACUACACCUCAUCAACAACAGCAUAAUAAUAACAAUAAUAAUAAUAACAAUAUUUCGAAAUCGGUGAAAAUGGAAGAAAGUGGACAUUCGGAACCAUCGACUUCGAUGAUUUUGCAACCAUUGAAACCAGGAGAAAAUGAACAACCAAAAUAUUUGGAUCAAGUUGGGGUUUUAGAUUGGAGUUUGAUGAAUGAAUUGCAAACGAAGAAUACGAUUUUUGAAGAAACUAAAAGUAAUAUGGAAAUUUAUAUUGAGGUUUGUUUUUAUUGUGAGAUAUUUGAUGGAAAAUCAUAUUUUUUUCAGAAUAUAUCUCGAAAAAUAGAAACAACUCCAUCUCGAAUUGUUUUUCAUCUUUCAAAUCAGCUCGUUUCACAAGUCGAACUUGUUCGUUCUCAAAUAAAUCUACAAUUAUUCGAAGUGAUGUUCGCGAUUCAUCGAAUGGAUACAAAAGUUCUCGAUUCUCAACUUGUCGAUCUUCUCGCAACAAUUGCUCCAACAACUUGUGACACACAAUUAUUGCGACAAAAAACAACACCGAAUAAUCAGAACGAGGAAUUUCUACUUGGUUUAACGAAAAUUGAGAGAAUUGAAGAGAAAUUGGAAACAAUGAAACAUAUGAAUGGAUUUACGAAAAGAAUUGGAACAUUGAAAGGGAGAAUUGAAAGUAUUGGAGAAGCUUGCAAAAUGGUGCAUGAAAAUAAAGCACUUCGACAAGUUAUUCAAAUGAUUGUUGCUGUUUUGAAUGUCGCAUUUUUCGAUGAUCGAACUUGUUGUGCAGUUCAAGGUUUUUCAAUUUCUGAAAUUGAUCAAAUUCUUCGAUCUGGUCCAGAAGGAUCAACACAAAAUGUUUUGAAUUUGCUUAUAACUAUUUUACGAGAUGAAAUUAGUGUGGAUCUGGAUGAUUUAUUUGGUUUGGUUGGAAUUUUAGAAGUUGUUGAGAAUAUUGAUUUUGAUGGAAUUGGUCGCGAAUUGGCUGAAAUUGAGGAUUUAACAUGGAGAGCUGAAAAGGAAAUGGAAUAUAGCGGAUCGAAUCCACAACUUGCACAAUUUAUUGAUUUUGCUAAAUCGACUACCAAAACAACGUGGGAAAUUUAUAAUUCUGUAAAAGUGAGUUUUCAGAAAGUGGAUAAUUUCUAUAAAUUUUUUUUCAAUUUUUUUCAGUCAAAAAUCGUGAAUCUCACAAUCUACCUCGGUAAUCCAGUUGCCAGAAAUUCAAAUAAUAUCGAUCCACGUCCACUUUUUUGCCACAUCAUCAAUUUCUUGCGUCAACUCAAAAUCGCCAUUGAUUCAGAAGCAGCUGGUUCAGAAUCUGAUAUUAAUAUUUUAUCACCAUAA
This is a messenger RNA of Caenorhabditis angaria, 7674 nucleotides long. The record is from the annotation of a GenBank genome assembly. Lineage: Eukaryota; Metazoa; Nematoda; Chromadorea; Rhabditida; Rhabditidae.